AUGGCAGAACAAAAUGUCAAAGUCAUUCCUGGGUUCGCAAUUACUGACAAACAGCUCGAGGAAGCCGCCGCUCUGUUUCGUGAUAACUAUGGAGUCUGGGGCAAGCAAACCAAGCGAGCAGGUCAGCGCGUGGCUUUGUCCCCCGCCCGCAUGCGAGACCAGUUACUACCUUCUACCGCAAAGACUUCUUAUGCUAGAGUGGUUGUCGAUGGGACCCUCGCAGGACAUGCUUUUGCUUGCAGAUGGAACCACAAGGACUUAACAAAAAACUUUCGCCACCUUGGACUUGCAACAACCCUCCUUAAUGCCCUAAGGUGCAGCACGGAUGAUAUCUACGGCAUCAUGAGUUCCCACCCUGCCGCUUGUCUUGCUGCGGCGAAGGCUUUUUGUGGUACCAUUAAGAGGGUUUCGCUCGAUUACAUUGGCAGGCAGGCGGAUGCAAUUCUGAAAAGCUCCCCUAUUCCCUACAUCCGCGAUGCGAAGCCGCGAGGCACUUUGUUCCAGCAUGAGAGUGAGAUGAUAUCUGGAGUCGACACGCGAUUCUUUGUCGAUCACGGUGAACCAAACACAGCUCUCGAAACAAUCAAGAAGGGCUUGCCGUGGCCUUUAGGGGACCUAGACGAAGGUCACGAAUUCCUCCUCAUUGCCCAAAAUAAUCGCCGAUCUAGUCAUCAGCUGCAGGCUGCAGCCACAGGCAAUAUGAGUACCUACUAA
Penicillium bovifimosum is the source of this 714-nucleotide messenger RNA. Its product is annotated as Acyl-CoA N-acyltransferase. The transcript is spliced from 3 exons. Lineage: Eukaryota; Fungi; Ascomycota; Eurotiomycetes; Eurotiales; Aspergillaceae. The record is from RefSeq and is a predicted model, not a curated record. The coding region runs from base 1 to 714 and encodes 237 amino acids.